CUGCUGCUGUAUAGUGAAUCGUGUGCCGUGUCCAGUCAGUCAGUCAAUCCAUCAGAGCCUCCCUACGAGCUGGACAAGACGCCCGGUGACUGGAGCGAGAGGCCUUCCAAAAGCCUCUCGCUCCAGUCGCCAACCUCCUCGUUUUGCUCGUAGGGAGGCUCUGAUCGCGCGUAUGUAUGGUGUCAUGGUAUGGAUGAGACACAAACAGGUGACUGUCUCACCUCAUCAACGUCGAAGGCAACACAACACAACCAACAUAUAUACAACUGUCCCACCUCCACUCGACUCUGGUCGGACCCCACCCACGCAAACACGUACAUUCUUGGCAGACAGGCAGACGGGCCCAUCCGCCCACCAUUCCGUGUGUGUGUAGAAAAAGAGCGAUUCACUCAUUGAUUUCGUCGUAUGUAUGUAUGUAUGAUACACAUCACAGCACAAUCGACGCACACACGUACACACGCACCUACCUACGUGGAGAAAAAUACACACACGACACACCGAGUGGAUGCUCCAACAGCCGGCCAUAUUGCAUGUGAGAAUUGGAAGGAACAGCUGUGAUCGUCGAGAAAAUUGCUACAAGGAAGCGUUAUCUUGGCGGUAGCACGCAGCGUUAAAACCCGGAAAAACAGCCCGUGCGGCCGUGCAACCUGGCCCCCUGAUGUGAUUGGUUGCCUCUCGUCGGUCGAGAAGCCGGACCGCUACACGUAGCUAAAGCUAGCAGGUGGUAGUAACACAGAGAAAACGCGCCGAACACAUCUGACCCAUGGCCCUCCCUCCCUCUCUCCCCCACUAUGGUUGAUUCAUGCAGCGAGUGAGACGAGCUGCUGGAAAGUGCCCCACUCGGGCGGCGACAUCUUGGCCUCCACCUCAUGCUCGGUGGCCAGGGGGACCAGCCCGAAGUCACGAGACAAUACAUCCAACACGUUCUUGGUCAGGAAACCCGGCAACCUGCACACACACACACACCGAGGGAGGGAGGGAGGGAGGGAGACGGGUGUGUAUAUGGGUGUCUGAGUGUGUGUGUAUGUACUUUGGUCCGAUGUAGAGGGGUUUGACUUUGAGGAAGAGGAGUGUGAGCAGCACCGCCACGGCCUUCUGCUCGAACCAGGACAGCACUAUCGACAGGGGCAGGUCGUUCACCUAGACAUGCACAGGUCAACACACCGAUGGGUGGGCGGAUGGGUGGCCCCUCCCUCCCUCCCUCCCUCCCUCCAUCACUCCUUCACUCACCCCGCAGUUGAGUGCAUCUGCCAGCGUGAGGGCCACCUGGAUCGCGCCGAACGCAUCGUUGCACUGACCCAAAUCCAACAACCUGCACCCACACAAACACGGACCAGGAUCCUCUCUUGUUUGUCGCAUCCAUCCGUUCGACAGACGAUAUACCUGGGCAGUGUGCCAUCGAUUUUGCCCAUUCCCUCCUCCAGGUGGUUGAUUCGGUAUUUGCCGCACCCCAGCGUCAUCACCACAGACGUCUGCGGCAGCUGCUUCACCAGAUCGGUGUAGAACGAUCUCUCGCCCUCAGAGCCGUCACAGCCACCCACCAGAUAAAACCUGAGACAGACGCGGGCCGGGUCUCAGUGCAAUGCAGGUGUGUGCGUUGGGGUGGGGUACCUACCGUUUGAUCUUGCCCUCUUGGAUGAGUUUGAGGACGGUCUGUGCGUUCUUGACGAUCCACUGGUAGCUGUGGCCGACGUGGAAUGAGGGCGGCAUGUGCUUCUGCACCGGGUCACGCACGUUGAACUCGGUGUCGGCCUCAGUGAAGCCAGGGGCCGCCUCGGCAGCCUGCAUAGCACACACACACACACACACACACACGCGCGCGAAGCGAUAGAAUAAAGAGGGAAGACUCCUGCACUGGCGACCUACCUGUAUGAGCUUUGAGAGAUCCUUGGUGCUCUCGAGGUGCUGGAUGUCCUCACCCCCACACACGCCCGUCGUGAAGAUGCGAUCCUGAACACACAACAACACAAACACACACAAACACACGGUGGCUGGGUCCCCCUCCCUCCCUCUCUCCCUCCCUCCCUCCCCUGCACAAGCAAUCUGCGCACCUUGUAAGGGCUUUUGUGUAUGAGUGGCAUGAGACAAUUGGUCGUGACCAGGAUGGCUCCGGGGAACUUGGAGAACUGACGUCGCUGGUUCUGCCAGGCACCCCCGAAGUGCCCGGCAAGGUGUGGGUAUGCCUUGAGCUUGGGGUAGGUGUGGGCAGGCAUCAACUCGCCGUGAGUAUACACCUGGAUGCCUCUGUCCUGACAACACAACACAACACACACCCAAGGGCCAGGGAGGAACGCUGGCUUGAUGUGUGUGGUGUGUUUUGGCUGGGCUGGGUGUGUGUGCGGCUGCCUGACUGACCUUGGUGGCCUCGAGGACAUCGUGCAGCAUGGAAAGAUCGUGGCCCGUGACGAGAAUGCACUUGCCUGCUCGGCAUACAAAACGUGAGCUGAGCUGAGCUGUCUUGUUUGUGUGAGGUACAGUACCUGGUUUGGGUCUGACGGGCACUUCCGUCGGCUCCGGCUCGCCAAAUGUGGCGUUGGCCUCAGACAGCAACUUCAUGACCAAGUAGUUGAUCUGAACGGCCAGGGACACGUACACACACACACUUCUUUAAGUGCGAUCUUGGCGAUCUUGUCUUAAGCUUGACUGACUGAUCCGACUCUGAGGGCCAUCUCGAGGCAUUUGCUGAGGUCCAGGGCGUCGGGCGAUGUGAGGAAGGCCAACGCCUCGUAGGCGAACGAGUAAACAGAGGAGUCCUGGCACACACAGUCCCUCCAUUAAUCCCGCAUCAAGCUGUCUUGUCCUUCGAGCACACCUCCUUGCCGAUGAGUUGGGCGUGUGCGGCAUAUGCAGCUGCGCCUUUGAGACCGUACACGACCAGCUCCUGGGCGCCUACCACAUCCUCGUUGUCGACGUCAUACUGCUUCUGCUCCACACCCGUCGAGCCGGCGAUGUCCGUCAACUCAAAUAUGUCGCCCUCAGCCAACACCGACGCGUAGCGAGACUGACGCACACACACAUGAAGAGGAAUAAUGGUGGGUGUGCAUUCCUGUCGAAGAAAGGGUCUCUGUUUUCGUGCGUGUGUGGGCGUACGGGCAGCUGUCUGUAUUGUUUGCCGCAUGCUUUGGCGAAGAACUGGUCGGUCAGGCCGAGGUGCGUGUUGGCGGCCGCCUUGACCUGAGCGAUGUAGCCCUCCGUCUCGCGCAGGUAGUCGAUGAACCGAUCGUCGUCGAAGUUCACAUUCGUCUGCAAAGGGCCACACACAGACACAAAGCACUCUCUGCUGUAAUCUGGCGUCGGUUGCCCCUCCGAUGCACCCACCCACUCAUUCACCAUGGUGGCGAAGAUGGAGUCCAGGAGGAAGACGUUCAUCUUGUGGACGUCAAACGGCACCUCCACCACAUCGCUCAUCUCUUCAGACGGGAAGGGCGGCUGGUCGGCGAACUUGAUGCUCUUCUUGUUGGCACGGAAUGCGUCCACGAAGAAGCUGAGCUCCUUGAGCUUGUGGAUGAGGAGGUCCUGCAGCAUGGCCACCUCGGCCGUCUUGCCGCACUCGCCUGUCUUGGUGCAGCUCAUGCCGUGAGACGUCUGCUCGCACUAAAGGAGAAAAAAGGAGAAAAACAUACAAUGUCGUGGAUGAAUCAAUCGUUUGAGUGAGCGUCACCUGGUAGCAGAACAUCUUGUUCAUGGGCUGGAACUCCUCUAUCUCGGCAGCCAUGGUGAGGAUCUUGUUGAUAUGCGAAAAUCAGCCCAGCCACACACGCCGGGUGUCGCUUUGUGUCUGACGAAGCAGCGCCACGCAGAUCUUCCCUCCGGCUGGUAUUGCCAUUCUUG
Molecule: messenger RNA, 3831 nt
Organism: Vitrella brassicaformis
Lineage: Eukaryota; Vitrellaceae
Source: the annotation of a GenBank genome assembly